AUGGGCUCCAGCGGCCUGCCGCGCAGUGGCCUGGAGCUCGCCGCCCGCGCGGCGCUCGCGAGCCGAUCGGCGGGACGGCUCCGCCUUCGCGCCCAAGCGGUCGACGCGCCCGCUGCCGCGGAGCUGGGAACCGGCAUCCGAUCGGACUUCCCGGUGCUGGACCAGCGCGUGAACGGGAGGCCGCUGGUGUACUUCGACAACGCCGCGACAUCGCAGAAGCCGCUGGCGGUGCUGGAGGCGAUGGAGGGCUACUACAGGACCACCAACUCAAACGUGCACCGGGGGGUGCACGCGCUCAGUGCGCGGGCCACCGCGAUGUACGAGGCGGCGCGGGACCGGGUGGCGGCCUUCGUGGGGGCGGGCGAGUCUCGGGAGGUGGUAUUCACGCGGAACGCCAGCGAGGCGAUGAACCUGGUGGCCUACAGCUGGGGCAUGAGCAAUCUGCGGGAGGGCGACGAGAUCAUAAUAUCAACGGCUGAGCACCACAGCAAUAUUGUUCCAUGGCAAAUAGUGGCAAAGAAGACAGGGGCACGCCUUCGUGCUGUCACCCUCACUAAAGACACUGAAGAACUGGAUAUGCAGCAUUUCAGGGAGCUGCUGAGCGACCACACAAAGCUUGUAUCCCUCUUCCAUGUGUCCAACACUCUUGGGGCAGUGAGCCCAGUUGAGGAUAUUGCGGAGAUGGCCCACAAGGUUGGGGCUAGAGUCCUGCUGGAUUGCUGCCAGUCGGUGCCAAACAGGCCAGUCGAUGUCCAGGACCUUGGAGCUGACUGGAUCGUGGCAUCUGGGCAUAAGAUGUGUGGACCUACAGGCUGCGGUUUCUUGUGGGGCCGUUACGACGUGUUGGAAGAGAUGACACCUUUCAUGGGCGGAGGGGAAAUGAUUGAGGACGUGUUCAUUAGCCACUCGACAUAUGCCCCGCCUCCUGCUCGAUUCGAGGCUGGCACGCCGGCUAUUGCCGAGGCCAUCGGCCUCGGGGCAGCGUGCGACUACUUGUCUGGCCUGGGCAUGCACAGGGUGCACGCUUACGAACAGGAUUUGGGGGCCUAUCUGUAUGAUCGGUUAAAAUCCGUGGGCAAGGUUCGGAUCUACGGCCCACCGCCAUCGGUGCCGAGGUCCCGCGCCAGCCUGUGUGCCUUCAACGUGGAGGGGCUUCAUGCUUCAGACGUGGCGGCUCUGCUGGAUCAGCAAGGCGUGGCAGUGCGUUCCGGCCACCACUGCACUCAGCCCCUUCACCAGUACUUGGACGUCCCGGCGUCGGCAAGAGCCAGCCUGUACAUAUACAACACGCGCCACGAGGUGGACAUGUUCAUUGACGCCCUGGGGGACAGCAUCAAGUUUUUUACUGAUCUAAACUUCUGA
Messenger RNA from Ostreobium quekettii, 1362 nucleotides. NCBI's taxonomy places the organism in Eukaryota, Viridiplantae, Chlorophyta, Ulvophyceae, Bryopsidales, Ostreobiaceae. The record is from the annotation of a GenBank genome assembly.